AUGAAUAGAGAAAACGCCCAAGAAGAACAAAGAGCUACAAAGAAAGCAAAGAAUAGAGAAAUAGCAAUGGAAGAUAUUGAAGCGAAUCAACCAACAGGGAAUAUACAAACUGAAGAAGGGACUCAAGAAGUUAACGAAGCAAACAAAGAUCCUCCUAAGAGUCCAGAGAGAAUUUCUUAUGUUGCUAUGGUAGCCAGUGGGUCGAACUACAAGAAAAAUCCUCCCGUCAAGAUGCCUGAAGAAGAAAUAGUAUUCCAAGAAGGAGAUAUCAUAAUGGACAACUCUGGAGACUUUCCAAGGAUAAGCUUUUCUAAAAGAAUCCAUGACCUGAUAGAUCAAAACAUGAAGCAAGUUAUCAUUACAAGACUACUGGGAAAAAAGAUCGAGUAUAAGGCGCUGAUAAACAGAAUAUAUGCACUAUGGAAUCCGAUAGGAAAUUUUAACUUGAUCGAUCUUGAGAAUGAUUACUUUUUAGUGAAAUUUGAAAAUAAUGAGGAUUAUACGAGAGUGCUUACAGACGGUCAUUGGAUGAUCUAUGGAAGCUACCUAACUGUUCAACCGUGGUCAAGAAACUUAUCCACAUCUGAAAAGCAUCCUUCCCAAGUAAUUGCUUGGCUGUGUCUACCAGGGCUACCCUACAAGUAUUAUAAUACAAUGUUGAUUAGAACUAUUGCUAAUACCAUUGGAAGAGUUAUCAAAAUUGAUUAUAAUACCAAGGCUGGGGAGAGAGGAAAUUUGCCAGAGUUGCAGUUGUUAUAG
Messenger RNA from Hibiscus syriacus, 759 nucleotides. RefSeq lists its product as uncharacterized. The record is from RefSeq and is a predicted model, not a curated record. The transcript has a single exon. The coding region runs from base 1 to 759 and encodes 252 amino acids. NCBI's taxonomy places the organism in Eukaryota, Viridiplantae, Streptophyta, Magnoliopsida, Malvales, Malvaceae.